Molecule: messenger RNA, 3244 nt
Organism: Strongylocentrotus purpuratus (purple sea urchin)
Lineage: Eukaryota; Metazoa; Echinodermata; Echinoidea; Camarodonta; Strongylocentrotidae
Product: E3 ubiquitin-protein ligase XIAP
Exons: 8
Coding region: 474-2876 (800 amino acids)
Source: RefSeq, a predicted model, not a curated record
CUGAAUUUACAUCGUCAUUUGGUGUACCCCGAGUCGGCGAUUUGCUUCAAUGUCGGACGCAGUGUUCUUUGUUUUCAUUCUUAGUGUAACCGCUUUUCUAUCGGUUCUGUACCGAGCAACUCUUGACAAGCAACCAGGAGGAUACAGCCAACAGAGGAACAUGUAAGGUGCUAAAGUUGACACUUCAUGUACAGAUUACCAGUAAAGAUACAUGUCAAUCAUCAUAAAAGGAACAUCACAUGAUUAAAAAAGACGUAUGAGCGACAAGACAUUGCUUUGAUUCAAAUUUUCAUAGUUACUUACAUUUAAUUGCUACAAAGUAGCACAAUCUUCAGUUUAUAAAGCCAUAAUCUACAUCUUUCAGUCUGAGUAAUUGCAUCACCUUAUUCCCAGGAGAGUUGCGGAUGUUGCUUUCAAAGGAAACUUUGUAAGAAUUGGAAAGGUCGAGGAAAGUAUGAGUAUAUUGAUAAAUCAUGUCAACUGAUGUUCUGUAUGUACAAUUCAAUGGCCACAGAGUGACAUUGAAAUCACUCCUUGCCGAUAUAAAACCUGCUUUAUAUACAAUGAAGGAAGGAAGAGAUUUAAUGAAAUGUGCAGCAAGUGCGCAUGAUGAAGCUGACUGUCAAGGACCAGUAUCUGCACAUGAUGGUGAACCUAUGACUCUUCCUGACGGAAGGAUAAACAGAGACAAGAUUGAAGCAAGAGUCUCUGGUAGUGGAAUGCAUAAUGAGCUCAACAGGCUGGAAACGUUUAAAGACUGGCCGGGGGACUGUCCAAUGAAUUCUUCACGUCUUGCAAGGGCUGGGUUUUACUUCACUGGUGUCAGGGAUGCAGUAAAAUGCUUUUCAUGUGGAGGGGUGGUAGAAGGUUGGGAAUUUGGGGAUACUGCAAUGGGAGAACACAAAAGACUUUUCAAAACAUGUGCUUUUGCAAAUGAAAGGAUUACUCUGAAUGUACCACUAUUGGAGAUGAACGAGAGACCAGAGGUUGCACAGAAAAUUAGUAGUAAAAUUGAGCAGUCACAGAGAGAUAUUGAGAGACGAGCGAAAGAAAAAGAAGCAAUGAUAGAGAGGGUUGAGCCUAGUGAACCCAAAAGAGAUCUUGUAAGGUCUUCUGCAACCAGCAGUAGUUCUGCAGCAAAAGAUGAGAAAAUGGAAGAGGAAGAGGAAGGACCAAGUAUGUUUGGGAAAUACAAUCAGGAGCAUGUGCGUUUGCAGUCAUUCAAGAAUUGGCCAAGGACAAGUCCCAUUGAGCCCCGUGAUUUAGCAAAGGCUGGAUUCUACUAUCAAAAUAACGAUGACUCUGUUCAAUGCUUUGCAUGUUUUGGACAAAUCAGUAGAUGGAAACCAUGUGAUGUACCAGCAGUGGAACAUAAAGCACAUUUCCCGAGCUGCCCCUAUGUGCAAGGUCUUGAUGUAGGUAAUUUGCCAAUUUCAACUCCUCCGGUGAUGCACGUUGGUAUGCCAGCGCCGAUACGGAGCUACUCAACACCUAUGCCAACUCAAGACCAGCUAAGAGCAGGACAAUUUCUCCAGCAGCAGAGAACCCUUAGGGCACAGAUGGGACCCUUAAAUAAUUGCAAACACCCUAAUUUUGUGCAGGAAAAUGCAAGACUAGGAACAUUUAGGAACUGGCCGGCCAACCCAGGACUUCACGUGAUUCCACGAAUUCUUGCCAAGGCUGGGUUUUACUUCACAGGAUUAGUUGAUGAAUGCAAGUGUUUCUACUGUGACGGAGGUCUGAAGAACUGGGAGCCGACAGAUGAACCGUGGACAGAACAUGCCAAGUGGUUCCCAAGAUGCGAAUGGCUGAUCCAGCAAAGAGGGCAGGCUUUCAUCGCUCAUGUUCAGCAGGUCAACCCUCCACCCAUCGGCACACCGGCAGGCACUAAAACUACAACUCAGGGCAAGAAUGAGCAGGAUUUUGCAGGGACAGGUCUCCAUAAUUACGUUGAGCCUCUACACUUCACAGCCCCAACCUUUAGUGGAACAGAAGAGCCGUACUCCCAUGUUGAGCCACCUUUCAGAUUUCAGGCUUCCUACGAGGAGAGACCUCGUCAAGCUUCGUCCAAACCAUCACCGCCUCUAACCAAGUCAAAAAAGGAGAUGACGAUUGAGGAAGAGAAAACUGCUGCACUUCGAGAGUACGAAUCCAAACACAAGGAACCGGAAGCAGCGGCGGCAAUAAACUUCAAACCGAAGCCGAAAAAAAUUGAGACAACGGAGCCAUCUGCUUUGAAAUCAAAGCUGGUUGAUGAGCCGAGCAAUGCCACUUCUCACAUUGAUGUCUUCAUGCAGAGCUCAACGGCUGAGAUGGCAGUUGAAAUGGGAUACCACACUGAUCUCAUCCGUUACGUUGUAACGCAGCACUUCAAGAAGACAGGCCGACAGUUCUCCCACCCUGAUGAGCUCCUAGAAUCAAUCUGGGAAGCUCAAGGUCAGGGCAUUGACCCGACUCCAAGUGUAGGCAAGGCUUCAGGAGGCCAUGAUGUGGACUACCUUAGGAAACUACCUAAGAAACUGGAGUCUGAAAGCGCCUCAGCAACGGCAUCAAGUUUUGUAGAUAUUCAGGCAGAGAAACUGGCGGGUCUUAGCAUCCAUGAUGAGCCCAGGUCAAGAAUGAAUUCAUCUCCCAGAACUGUAGCUCCAGUCACUCCUAUUGGGAGCCUUAAACCUCAAACAUCGGUAUCCAGUUCAAGUUCUGAUCCGAGCUACCUGGACAAGCAGCUGUGUAAGAUCUGCCUCGACAAUGAGCUCAGUACAGUUUUCCUGCCAUGUAAGCAUCUUGCAACGUGUAGUGAAUGCGCUGCCAGGGUAACAGAGUGUCCCAUGUGCAGGCAACCAAUUGUUGAUUCUCUUACAAUCUACAUGCCGUAGUAAAGGAAUUUUGGAGGGGAUAGUUUUUGUUUGCAUUUAAAAGAAAAAUAAAUUAUGAAUGUUUAUGUUAUGUUUCUUUUUUUCCUAAGACUUUUCUUAACAUUAUUGUAAAAAAAGUAAAUAAGAAGAGAUCAGCCAUCAGAAAAGCUGUGUAGGUCAUUCAUGUAAAAAUUCACUAAUAGAUAUUGUUUUUUAAGGUUGAUGCUUGUAUUCAUAUGAAAAAGAAUAGAUAUAAUGCUGCUCCUACAAUGAGUUACACUUUGUAUUACCAUGGACAUCUUUCCACGUUAGUUAUUCAAAAGAAAGGAAAAUUUUGUUGAGAUGUUAUUUGCCCAAACGACAUAUUGUGUCAUAACAUAUCGUGUGGG